AUGUCCAAAGUCAAACAACGAGAUUUUACUGGCUGGCAAGAGUCUCUGGAUUCUGAAAAACUUACCCUUUUAUCUUUAUUAAGUUUCCGUCGAACAAAGAGUGACUUUUCCUUUAGCGCUUGUGAAGAGCAUUUCGCAAUCACGAAGUUUCUAGAGAGUAUUCCCGAAAUCGUCACCGAUAAGAGGUGGAUUCUUGCUGCUGACAGAAUUAAAGUAAACUUACAUAUCUAUUAUGGGGGCGAGGAGAUAGGGAAGGAGUCGGACUACGUGUCGAUGCAACCACCUAAGCGGCCCGACGGCCUGAGUACGCCUUGGGCUAGUUACGGACUAGUUCUUCAUGAAGCACAAACAGAGGAAGUGAAAGCAUUUUGGCUACGAGUCAACAUUGAAAAAAUAGAGACAGAGAAGAAGCUGAAGGAGUAUGAGAUAGAACUGGGAAAAGCCGAGUUUGCUGCCAGUUUUUUCAAAAUGGGUAAUGAAUUACAUAAAAUCCAGGACAAAGUGCGAAUAGAUUAUGUAUUGAAUUCACAUGCCAACACUAACCAAGGGAAAGACCAUGAGUCUGAUAAG
Messenger RNA from Paraglomus occultum, 570 nucleotides. The record is from the annotation of a GenBank genome assembly. NCBI's taxonomy places the organism in Eukaryota, Fungi, Glomeromycota, Glomeromycetes, Paraglomerales, Paraglomeraceae.